Messenger RNA from Durio zibethinus, 1211 nucleotides. Its product is annotated as PLASMODESMATA CALLOSE-BINDING PROTEIN 5-like. Lineage: Eukaryota; Viridiplantae; Streptophyta; Magnoliopsida; Malvales; Malvaceae. The record is from RefSeq and is a predicted model, not a curated record.
ACCACAAAAGGGAACAGAUCCUCGUUCAAAACUUUACUCUUUCACAUGUCUCGUUUCACUCUCACUCAUAUCUGCCAAAUCACCCUUUGGCUUUCAUCGCUUCUUUGCAAUAGUUUUUUUCCCCUAGAUCUCUCACUUCCUCAAACCCCUAAAUGUCCCAACGGUCGUUGUUCCAUUAAUCUCCUACAUUUACCUUAUUAAAUAUUAUACAAAACAAUACUCUUGUCAAAGCAUCCACCUCCUGUUUCCUGCAUAACAUGUCGCACAGUCUCUUCUUUCCUCUAAUUGUGUAUCUCAUUUUCGUGCUGCUGCCACGGUCAAUGGCCCAGCAAGGCGGCGGAACGGUGGUCACGGAGCUUUGGUGCGUCGCAAAGAACAACGCGGAGGACGCGGCGCUGCAGGGAGCGCUGGACUGGGCGUGCGGCCCAGGCGGAGCGGACUGCAGCCGGAUCCAGAAAGGUGGACCCUGUUAUGACCUCUCAGAUAUCCAGAAAACGGCGUCGUAUGCCUUCAACGACUACUACUUGAAGCACGGUUUGACUGACGACGCUUGCUCCUUCUCCAACACUGCCGCUCUCACUUCCUUAAACCCUAGCCAUGGUGAUUGCAAGUUUCCUUCCAGCAAAACAGUGAAAAAUGCAAGCAUUUCUGGAUCAACGGGAACACUGGGGAUGAGACCAGAUACUGCAGAUUUGAGCGCUUCUAAUCGCAUUGCUCACUCCUGGCUAAGGCCGCUAAUUGUUGCUCAUUUGUUUUUUGUUAUUGUAAGGAUCUUCUCAGAAACUUAGAGUGAAAUGACACGUUUUAGUUGAAAACCAUUGGCAAUUAUUUUUAUUUGUUCUGAAUUAGUAAGGCAAAUGCCUUUUGUGGACAAGGUGUAGUUAUUUCAAAUUAAACUCUUGGAUUGCGUGUAUGUUUCUGCAAGUUUUUUCUUUUUUGUUUUAUUCCAGCUUUGCUACCUUGUUGUGGCUUUUUGGGAUGAACAUUUCUAUGCGGGCUUUUACAUGAGAUUGUUAAUUUACAAGGCUGAAAUUUGAAGUUCUUAUGUGAAGAAAAUGGGCAUUAAUAUUUGGAUCGAAGGGCAAAUUUGUUAUUAUACCAUUUAUACUACGGGUAAAAUUUGGAAUUUACCGUUUUAUUUUAUUAUUUUGAUUGAAAUUUAUGAUUAUAUUAUUAUACUUUUAUUGAAAAUUUUGGGGAUGAACAUUUCU